AUGAAUCGUUGUGCUAUUGAGGUCAUGGGGGAUAUAGGCGAUAUCAUAUUAGCCUACGGACAGAGCGAUGAAUACAGUUUCAUUAUUCCAAAGUCAUCCAGCUUGUUUUCACGUAGAUCAAGUAAAAUAUCUUCGACUAUUGUCAGUCUAUUCGCCUCGAAUUAUGUCAUGCAUUGGAGCGAAUAUUUUGGAGACAGCAAACUACAAUAUGCGCCAUGUUUUGAUUCAAGAAUUGUCUGCUACCCUAAUGACAAGAUAUUAAAAGAUUAUCUUAGUUGGCGUCAAGCUGAUUGUCAUAUCAAUAAUCUGUACAACACAACAUUUUGGGCACUUGUCAAAUCAGGCUUAUCAGAAACAGCCGCUGAGAACAGAUUGAUGGGUACUUUCGCGAAGGAUAAGAAUGAGAUUUUAUUUACAGAAUUCGGUAUAAACUACAACAAUAUUGAGCCAAUUUAUAGGAAAGGAUCGACCAUUAUCCGCAAAAUGACAGAGGUUACUUCUAUAUCACCAAACACAGGUGAAGAAGUGAAACGAAUUAAAUUAAUACCUACAGCUAUUUAUGUCGAUAUUAUCGGAGAAGGUUUUUGGCAAGAGCAUCCAGAAUUGUUAGAAGAAUAA
Molecule: messenger RNA, 618 nt
Organism: Mycotypha africana
Lineage: Eukaryota; Fungi; Mucoromycota; Mucoromycetes; Mucorales; Mycotyphaceae
Product: Thg1 C terminal domain-containing protein
Exons: 4
Coding region: 1-618 (205 amino acids)
Biological process (GO): tRNA modification
Molecular function (GO): tRNA guanylyltransferase activity; magnesium ion binding
Source: RefSeq, a predicted model, not a curated record